Molecule: messenger RNA, 894 nt
Organism: Micromonas commoda
Lineage: Eukaryota; Viridiplantae; Chlorophyta; Mamiellophyceae; Mamiellales; Mamiellaceae
Exons: 2
Coding region: 7-840 (277 amino acids)
Biological process (GO): mitochondrion organization
Cellular component (GO): membrane; mitochondrion
Source: RefSeq, a predicted model, not a curated record
UUGGUCAUGGCUCAAGCGGCGGCAAACGCGCUCACCAAUCUGGCCAGGGCGGCCAUCGGCCUCGGCGUGGGCGCCACUGCGCUGAACUCCUCCAUCUACGACGUCGAUGGAGGUACCGCGGCGGUGAUGUUUGACCGCUUCCGGGGUGUGCUGCCCAAGGCGUCGUUGGAGGGCACCCACUUCCUGAUCCCGUUCAUCCAGAGCCCCACCAUCUACGACCUCCGCACCCGCCCAAGGUCCAUCACGUCGGUCACCGGGACCAAGGAUCUGCAGCAGGUGAACCUCACGCUCAGGCUUCUGUUCCGCCCCGACGUGGACAGGCUCGCGGAGAUCCACAUGACCCGCGGUCCCGACUACGACGAGCGGGUUUUGCCGUCCAUUGGUAACGAGGUGCUCAAGGCGACAGUCGCGCAGUACGAGGCUGAGCAGUUGCUCACCAUGCGCGCGGAGGUGAGCAACCAGGUGGCGACCGCGCUCCGUAAGCGAGCGAGCGAUUUCGGCAUCGUCCUGGAGGACGUCGCCCUGACCCACCUCGCCUUCUCGUCGGAGUACAGCAAGGCGAUUGAGGCGAAGCAGGUGUCGCAGCAGGAGGCUGAGCGCUCGAAGUUCAUCGUGCUCAAGUCUGAGCAGGAGCGCGAGGCGGCCGUCAUCCGCGCGGAGGGCGAGUCCGAGUCUGCUAGGCUCAUCAGCCAGGCGACUAAGUCCGCGGGACCGGCGCUCGUGGAGCUGAGGCGCAUCGAGGCGGCGAGGGAGGUUGCGGAGACUCUGUCCAAGUCCAGGAACGUCAUGUACCUCCCCGGGGGGAACUCGCAGAUGCUCCUCGGCCUGAGCGGCAACUGAAGUAGCGAUCAAUUUUAUGUAGUUCAAGCCUUUCAUCAUGACAAUCGUCCGACU